Molecule: messenger RNA, 1067 nt
Organism: Zea mays
Lineage: Eukaryota; Viridiplantae; Streptophyta; Magnoliopsida; Poales; Poaceae
Exons: 5
Coding region: 128-928 (266 amino acids)
Source: RefSeq, marked predicted
CGCAGUCGCACAGUCGCACUCGCUCCACUUCCAUUCCCAGCGACCCCGCCCGCCCGGAGGCGUCACACCUGCACGCUGCGGCAGCAGCCAAGCCUCUCUCGUGCGGCAAGCACCACACAGACACCCGAUGGCGCUCCUGCUGCUGCGCGGCUGCGCCGCGCCGCCAGCCGUCCACGCGGCCCCGGCGGGGUCCCGGCUGCUCCCUCCGGCGCUGCCGCGGCGGCGGCUCGUGGCCGUCGCCUCUUCGGCCUCCCCCGCGCCGUCCGGAGAGGUGGCGUCGUCGUCCCAGGACGGCCGCGGCUACGGGACCGUGGGCGGGCCCAACGGCCACGCCAUCGCUCCCGCCACAGUCACCAAGUCCACCGCCGUCGAGACCACCGUCGAGAGGGUGAUCUUCGACUUCCGGUUCCUGGCACUCCUCGCCGUCGCCGGGUCACUCGCCGGCUCCGUCCUGUGCUUCCUCAAUGGCUGUGUCUUCAUCAAAGAGGCGUACCAGGUUUACUGGUCGAGCUGUGUCAAGGGGGUUCAUACGGGGCAGAUGGUCCUCAAGGUCGUCGAGGCCAUCGAUGUGUAUCUUGCUGGAACAGUCAUGCUGAUAUUUGGGAUGGGUCUCUACGGCCUCUUCAUCAGCAACGCUCCCGCGAGUGUUGCUCCUGAAUCCGACCGUGCCCUGAGCGGCUCGUCGCUGUUCGGGAUGUUCGCUUUGAAGGAACGCCCGAAGUGGAUGAACAUCACCUCGCUUGACGAGCUCAAGACAAAAGUGGGGCACGUCAUCGUGAUGAUUCUACUUGUGAAGAUGUUCGAGAAGAGCAAGAUGGUGACGAUAGCCACGGGGCUGGACCUCCUCAGCUACUCGAUCUGCAUCUUCUUGUCAUCAGCUUCUCUCUACAUCCUGCACAAUCUUCACAAGGGCGACCAUGAGGAGUGACGAGAGUGAAAUGCCGAAUUUGUAGCCUAGAGAGAGUUGAUGGUGUUGUCCAAUAAUCAAUACUGGAUUUUUAAGACUCUCUUCAACGGUCUUCUCUUCAUAAAAUAUAAAAUGAAAAAUAUAUGAUACAAUUUAUCUA